This is a messenger RNA of Coccomyxa subellipsoidea C-169, 210 nucleotides long. Its product is annotated as mitochondrial inner membrane translocase. Bases 1 to 210 code for a protein of 69 amino acids. The record is from RefSeq and is a predicted model, not a curated record. The transcript has a single exon. NCBI's taxonomy places the organism in Eukaryota, Viridiplantae, Chlorophyta, Trebouxiophyceae, Coccomyxaceae.
AUGAGCGGUACUGAGGAGAAAAUCUCACCCGAGUUGCAGCAGUUCUUACUCAAUGAGCAAGCAAAGGCUCAGAUGCAGCAGACAGUCGCACGAUUGACAGACACAUGCUGGGACAAAUGCGUUGGCACACCAGGUCGCUCUUUGGGCAGCAGAGAGGAGGCUUGUCUCAGCGACUGUGCAAAGCGGUUCAUAGAAACAACUCAGGUAUGA